AGAGGACGAACGGCGAUGGCGGCGGUCGCAGCGGAUCGAGCUGCGGCCGCGGCCGCGGCCAGACAGCCACGACGCGAAGCUGUGCCCGGCCUCGACAGCCAGCGACACCAGAUAGAGAAUGGCGAGAAUGGGCGAGAGCGUCCACUCCGAGCCGGCGAAAGCUGGUUCCUUGUGGAGCGAGACUGGUAUAAACAGUGGGAGCUGUACGUCCAGGAAGGCAACCAGGACUCCUGCACCUUUCCUGGCUGCAUCAACAAUGCCAAGCUCUUUGAAGAUACAAUAAAUUGGCGCCUCAAGCAGGGCUUGGUGGAAGGCAAGGAUUACGUGCUGCUGCCAGCAGCUGCUUGGCGUUACCUGGUCAGCUGGUAUGGUUUAGAGCAUGGCCAGCCACCCAUUGAACGCAAGGUCAUAGAACUGCCUAGCAUCCAGAAGGUUGAGGUGUACCCGGUGGAACUGCUGCUCGUCCAGCACAAUGAUAUGAGCUCACCCCGCACUGUUCAAUUCAGCCACACGGAUUCUGUUGACCUAAUACUACGGACAGCGCGACAGCAGUUUCUGGUGGAGUCUCACGUGGACACGCGGCUGUGGGUCAAGAAUGCAGAAGGCACUCUAGAUCGCCUGUGUGACCCACACGUCACAGUGCUGGACGCUGCCCUCGAGUCUGGGCAGCUGAUUAUUAUGGAGACCCGAAACAGAGAUGGCACCUGGCCCAGCGCGCAGCUGCAUGUCAUGAGCAUAGCGGAAGAAGAUGAGGACUUCCAGGGCCAGCCGGGCAUCUGUGGUCUCACCAAUCUGGGCAACACGUGUUUCAUGAACUCAGCCCUGCAGUGCCUCAGCAACGUGCCACAGCUCACUGAGUACUUCCUCAACAACCGCUACCUGGAGGAGCUCAACUUCCGCAACCCGCUGGGCAUGAAGGGGGAGCUCGCAGAGGCCUACGCAGACCUGGUGAAGCAGGCGUGGUCGGGCCACCACCGCUCCAUCGUGCCACACGUGUUUAAGAACAAAGUCGGCCAUUUUGCCUCCCAGUUUCUGGGCUACCAGCAGCAUGACUCGCAGGAGCUGCUGUCAUUCCUCCUGGAUGGGCUGCACGAGGACCUCAACCGGGUCAAGAAGAAGGAGUACGUGGAGCUGUGCGACGCUGCUGGGCGGCCAGAUCAGGAGGUGGCUCAGGAGGCCUGGCAGAACCACAAGCGGCGGAACGAUUCUGUGAUCGUGGACACGUUCCACGGCCUCUUCAAGUCCACUCUGGUGUGCCCUGAUUGUGGCAACGUGUCUGUGACCUUCGACCCAUUCUGCUACCUCAGCGUCCCACUUCCUGUGAGCCACAAGAGGGUCAUGGAGGUCUUCUUCAUCCCUAUGGAUCCCCGGCGCAAGCCUGAGCAGCACCGUGUUGUGGUCCCCAAGAAAGGCAACAUCUCGGAUCUGUGCGUGGCUCUGUCCAAACACACCGGUAUUGCGCCAGAUAGGAUGAUGGUGGCCGAUGUCUUCAGCCACCGCUUCUAUAAGCUCUACCAGCUGGAGGACUCUCUGAGCACCAUCUUAGACCGGGAUGACAUCUUUGUAUACGAGGUGACAGGUCGCAUUGAGGCUAUCGAGGGCUCAAGAGAGGACAUUGUGGUUCCUGUCUACAUGCGGGAGCGCACCCCAGCCCGAGACUACAACAACUCCUACUACGGUCUGAUGCUUUUUGGGCACCCGCUCCUGGUGUCGGUGCCCCGGGACCGGUUCUCCUGGGAGGGCCUGUAUAACAUCCUGAUGUACCGGCUUUCACGCUACGUGACCAAACCCAGCUCAGAUGAUGAGGACGAUGGGGAUGAGAAAGGAGACGAGGACGACGACGAUGACAGCGAUGAUGAGGAUAAAGAUGCUAUGCCUGGGCCCUCCACUAGGGGCAGCCUCCGAGAACCCGAGCCAGAGCAGGCUGGGCCCAGCUCUGGGGUCACAAGGAGGUGCCCGUUCCUCUUGGACAACUGCCUUCGGUCAUCUCAGUGGCCCCCGCGGCGGCGGCGCAAGCAGCUGUUCACCCUGCAGACGGUGAACUCCAAUGGGACCAGCGACCGCACCACCUCCCCUGAGGACGUCCAAACCCAGCCGUACAUCGCCAUCGACUGGGAGCCAGAGAUGAAGCGGCGCUACUAUGAUGAGGUGGAGGCUGAGGGCUAUGUGAAGCACGACUGUGUCGGGUACGUGCUGAAGAAGGCGCCGGUGCAGCUGCAGGAGUGCAUCGAGCUCUUCACCACCAUGGAGACCCUGGAGAAGGAGAACCCCUGGUACUGCCCCUCCUGCAAGCGGCACCAGCUGGCCACCAAGAAGCUGGACCUGUGGAUGCUGCCGGAGAUUCUCAUCAUUCAUCUGAAGCGCUUCUCCUAUUCCAAGUUCUCCCGGGAGAAGCUGGACACCCUCGUGCAGUUUCCUAUCCGGGAUCUGGAUUUCUCUGACUUUGUCAUCAAACCGCAGAACGAGUCGGCUCCCGAGCUGUACAAAUACGACCUGAUCGCGGUUUCCAACCACUAUGGGGGCAUGCGCGAUGGACACUACACAACAUUUGCCUGCAACAAGGACAGCGGCCAGUGGCACUAUUUUGAUGACAGCAGCGUGUCCCCUGUGAAUGAGAAUCAGAUUGAGUCCAAGGCAGCCUACGUACUCUUCUACCAACGCCAGGAUGUGGUGCGCCGCCUGCAGCCCCAGUCCCCGGCCUCCCCUGCCUGCAGUUCCCCUUCCAGCUCUGAGUUCAUGGAAGUUAACUAAGCGGCCCUGGGGCCUGCCACAGGGAAGGAAGCCCUCCUGCCACCUUGCUUCUUGUGUCCACCCCCAACUCUCUUCUCUGUGCUCGGUGCCCCCACCAGGCGUUAACAAGGCUUAGUUGUGACUACCAUCUUCCUGUGCUGCUGCAUUGCGCUCUGCCGGGGGAGAGGAGGUCGUGUCUCCCCUGGCCUGUGUGUGCCCCUUAGAACGUACCCUCCCUCCUGGUCUUUAUUUAUGGUUGUCCCUUUCCCUCUUCCUCACCCUGGAGUGUUCUGAGUGGCUGCUAUGGGGGUUCACCUCAACAGAGAGUGUAUUUUCUUAUUGAGAUCCUGUACCUUCUGUUGUGUGUGUGUGUUAUAUAAAGCGCCUUGUGUUCCCUG
Lepus europaeus (European hare) is the source of this 3128-nucleotide messenger RNA. It is a transcript of the gene USP11, whose product is annotated as ubiquitin specific peptidase 11. The record is from RefSeq and is a predicted model, not a curated record. Bases 16 to 2751 code for a protein of 911 amino acids. The transcript has 21 exons. Gene Ontology annotation, biological process: protein deubiquitination. Gene Ontology annotation, molecular function: cysteine-type deubiquitinase activity. NCBI's taxonomy places the organism in Eukaryota, Metazoa, Chordata, Mammalia, Lagomorpha, Leporidae.